Messenger RNA from Chelonia mydas (Green sea turtle), 3505 nucleotides. RefSeq names its product replication termination factor 2 (gene RTF2). Gene Ontology annotation, cellular component: nucleus. The transcript has 8 exons. Gene Ontology annotation, biological process: site-specific DNA replication termination at RTS1 barrier; mitotic DNA replication termination. The record is from RefSeq and is a predicted model, not a curated record. Bases 104 to 916 code for a protein of 270 amino acids. NCBI's taxonomy places the organism in Eukaryota, Metazoa, Chordata, Testudines, Cheloniidae.
CCUGGUGCGUCAUCCUCGUGCGCCGGAAGCACUCUUCAUCCUACCGGAAGUACGUUUGUUGCUGCAGAGGGGUCGACGCGGAAGUGCAGCUUGGAGGGGAACGAUGGGUUGCGACGGGGGGACCAUCCCCAAGAGACACGAAUUAGUGAAAGGGCCUCGGAAGGUCGAGAAGGUUGACAAAAAUGCAGAAUUAGUGGCACAGUGGUACUACUGCACACUGAGUCAAGAAGAAUUAAGGAGACCAAUUGUAGCCUGUGAGCUGGGAAGGCUGUAUAACAAAGAUGCUAUCAUUGAAUUUUUACUGGACAAGUCAUCUGAUAAAUCCCUUGUGCAGGCUGCAUCCUAUAUCAGGAGCAUUAAGAAUGUAACAGAGCUGAACCUUGUAGAUAAUCCAGCUUGGAAAGGUGAUAAAGGGAACACAAAAGGUGAUAAAUAUGACGACAUCCAGUGUGCACGCUUUAUUUGCCCUGUGGUGGGCUUGGAAAUGAAUGGAAGGCAUCGGUUUUGUUUUUUGCGGAACUGUGGCUGUGUGUUCUCUGAACGUGCUCUUAAAGAAAUUAAAACAGAAGUUUGUCACCGGAAAUCAAAGAAAUGUAAGGCAGUGGAAUCAGUCUCUCAACAAGACACCACUGAAGAUUCUCCAGGACCAUCAGAAGUAAAGACUGCAAAAGAUGGUAUGAACACUAAUUCUGGAGAAAGGAAACAGAUUGUCUUCACAAAGAGUGCAGAAGCUAAUGAAAGUUCUUCUGCAUCAGAAAAAAUCAGUAAAGCUUCAGCUGGCACCACCAAGAGAUCCAUUGCCAACAGCGAGGAGAAAUCAGAGGCAUACAAGUCUAUUUUUACGUCACACAGCUCAGCAAAACGCUCGAAGGAAGAGUCUUCCAAUUGGAUUACUCACACAGCAUACUAUUUCUGAAACAAUUGUAUGCAUGAUUGUAAAAGUCAUUGCUAUUUUUCUUCCCUGAGGCUUUUUCUGUGUAACUCUGAUACAGGGUGUUCAUUGUAAUCUGAUUAUCUGGAAUUAUUCACUUUGCAAAUUGUUUAUAAACUUGUAAAUAACCUGUGUACUUAGGUUGUUUACAGCUAUUGUUAAACAAGAAAUAGAUGGCCAAAAUCCAUGUCUGGUAAUGUGACUUACUUUAAAAGAUUAUUUACAAAAAAUAUAAUUCUUUGGGGUCAGAUUCUGCCAUCCUUAGUUACACUGAGUAGUAGUUUACUCUUGAUUGCAGUUCCAGUUAGGAUUGCAGAAUCUGCUUACUAGUAAAUAUAUCCUUCUAUGCUUUUAGAUGUAGAAUGAUUACCUACACAAUUUUAGCUGCAGUUGUAAUUGAACUUCUCUUUGUGUUAGUUAAGACUAAAUUUAAUGUUUGUAACUUUCUGACACUGCUUGCUAACAAUAACCCCCCCCCCAAUAUUUCCUCUCUUACAUUAACUAAUUUGACUCUAGUCAAAACCAGUACACGUCUCUCUUAAAGGUGCUGGAGAUCACUUUGAAUUAAUAUAUGUCAGGAUGGAAUCAUUCAGAAAGCUCAGUGUGAUCUCAGAAAUAAAGUAAAAACUUUUACAAUAGUCUUCUGUUCCAUUUCAAAGGAGAAUGGAGGUGGGGGAAAUGUUUUGCUAUUUACUGCUAAAUUAUUUUUAAAGAAGGCACCAAAAUUGUUUUUUGUCCCCCCCAAAAGUGUUCUAGCUUUUUUUCCCCUCUUACAUUAGAAAUACCAAGUCUGGGCUUCCAUCUUUUUGGUGGAGAACUGUGGAGGAUAAUGGCAGCACACCAUGCUGAAACUUGAGCUGGAGCUUUCUUCCUUGCAGUUGAAGUAGCACUGAGGCUGGGUUUUGUACACCAUUAAACAGCAAUUUGCCUUUAAUUAAAACAAAUUAAUGGAUCCAAGUCCUUUUAGCUCAACUGAAAAAUAUGAACACACUUAUUACCAUAACUUUUGAUGUUUUCAGACUUUGGAGAAGCAUUUAGUUCAUCUGGUUAAAACUGUUUUAUGAACCUCGCACAUUAAAAUGAAUAUCAGUGUGUUUAAACACAUUGAAAGAUUGGUGAUUCUGACUCAAGGUUUGGGUGGAAGAGAGAAGAAUUCUACCGAGGACUCCUUGGAGAAAUCAAUAUCAAACUCAGGUUUUUAAAAAAAUAUUAUUUGCAACUGUGCAAAGAAAACUGCCUUUAGCCCGUCUGCUUUGUUUUUAAUAUAAAAAGUCCAGAUGCAUGGAAAACUUUUACAUGUUUUAAAUGAUGUCUGUGCCAGAUAGUAGUUUUGAUUUAAAGGGGGAAGUUUACAGAUACUGUAUAGUGUCAGGUAUGGAAGUAUUGACUUCUGAAAUCUAUUUUACUUAAAUGUUAUUUCCCAGCUACUCUUUAGAAACUGCAAGCCUUUUACCACACUGGCUAAUUUCACCCUUUUUUCCUUUUUACUCUAGACAGGAUAGACUAUGGAAGUCCAAUCUAUACAUUUCAAUGAAUCCUUCAGUUUCUUCUUGGAAUCAUUUUGCAAGAGUAUGGAAGAGUGUUUUGAUUAUUCUUUAAUAAAUUACACGAUGAAUCUGACCACAUUUAUUUAAAAAGCUGUGGACUAAAUUGCAGACAUCCCAAAAGAAGUGCUCUCAAUCUCUGAGUGCAAAUGUUUGCCCAGCAAAAUAGUGUAAUCACAUGUGCAAAUGCUCACCCAGAUGUGUGCACUCUUUUAUGUGGAUAAAGAGAUGCACUUGCAAACCUUCGGGGGGUGCGCAUUAAUAAAGACCAUUUUAAACUUGGGCCCUUUGUGUCUUCAAACGCAGUGGUAAUCUUUCUUUGCGCUCUGUUGCGUUGCAGGUUAGUGAAAUGUGCUGCUUCCAAAACGUCUGUAAUCCAUGUUUCUUGAUUCCUAUCCUAAAGCUUCUAACAGGAACUGAACAUGUUAGCCAGUCCAAUUCAAGUCCAAGUCAGAACUGCAUUGCCUAUGUAGAAUUGAGUGAUACUAUGUGUAUGUACAGCAAGGCAUAGCGACUUGCUCUUAUUUUGAUCAAGUCUGUCCCUGUAACUUUGACUGAAAUAAGUGGUUGGUUUUGUCAUAUGACCAUAAAGGUUCCUGGUAGCCUACAUAGCAUAUGUCAGUGCUUGAAUAGAGCAACUUUUAGAUGUUAGUCAUCUUUGAUUGUCAUAUGCCUUCCUCUGAGCCCUUUUUUUAAACCUUAUUUGAAAUUUAGCGGGCCUUUUUAAAUGUUAACUUUCCACUUCCAAUUAUUCAGUGUCUAACAAUACUAGAUGCUGUUAUCCAAUAAUACCUAAAGUGAUCAAAAUAAAAACUGGAAGCUUCUUUUAGUUUUUUUUUUAAAUGUUAUAGCCUUUGUUCAAACUAACCAAGCUAAAAUUACAGUAAGUAGUAGGCUUUUAAAGCUACUGCACAACGAUGUUACAUUGUUACUUUUCUGUGUGACAGCAAUUAAUUAGCCUUGUAAUUUAUUUUGAAAAGUGCCUUCCUUCAUGAUCAGCAAUAAUUAAUUGGAAGUUUAGAUUUGUUUA